Eublepharis macularius is the source of this 635-nucleotide messenger RNA. Its product is annotated as extracellular fatty acid-binding protein-like. Gene Ontology annotation, molecular function: small molecule binding. Bases 10 to 540 code for a protein of 176 amino acids. Lineage: Eukaryota; Metazoa; Chordata; Lepidosauria; Squamata; Eublepharidae. The transcript has 7 exons. The record is from RefSeq and is a predicted model, not a curated record.
AAACUGAAGAUGAAGGUCUGGCUACUUGGUUUGGGGCUUGCCCUGCUCUGCAGCGUCCAUGCCCAAAUCGAAUGUUCUGGAAAUGAGAGGCUGAUAGAAGGGACAUGGCACGUGAUUGCCUUAGCAAGCAACUGCGACCAUUUUUUGAAAAAUAAGGAUUCAAUGAAGAUGGUGACUGCCUCGCUGAGCAUCACAGGGGAAGGGAAAUUCAGAGUCACCUCUAACUUCCCCACGCCAAAUGGAUGCAAGAAGGUUGUAAUGGACUUUCAGCAAACUGAAAAUGGAAUGUAUACCCGCACAUCUGAUAUGGGUAAGGAAACCAUUGAAAUUGUGAAGUCAAACUGUAAAGACUAUGCCAUUUCCUCUGUGAAGAUAGAAAGGGGUGACAAGACCUCAACUCAUGUGGUACUUUAUUCGAAGGACCGUGAGGUGAGUCAAGAGAUUGCGCAAGAAUUCAAAGCAGUUGUUGAGAGCAAAGGCUUGACGAGUGAUCAAACAGUCUUCUUCCCCCCUGAAGUGGCCUGUGAAAAUGUGGAAUAAGAGGAAGAGGUGGCUGCUGCUGAUUCACCAGAAGAUUCCAGCAAUAACUUGGGAAAAGUUCUUUCCGGUGCUCUGUUCUUUCCUGUUUUGACCUU